Molecule: messenger RNA, 511 nt
Organism: Aedes aegypti (yellow fever mosquito)
Lineage: Eukaryota; Metazoa; Arthropoda; Insecta; Diptera; Culicidae
Product: reactive oxygen species modulator 1
Exons: 2
Coding region: 164-409 (81 amino acids)
Biological process (GO): protein import into mitochondrial matrix; protein insertion into mitochondrial inner membrane
Cellular component (GO): TIM23 mitochondrial import inner membrane translocase complex
Source: RefSeq, a predicted model, not a curated record
AUGAAACGUCACUGUCAAAGGUCGGAUGCGAGAUUACGUGAUUUCGGCCCAACAUUUCCAGAUUACUCCACAAGGCGAAGCGAAGGUUGGCCAGGCUAGUGGUUAGCAUUUAAAAUUUGUGUAACAAACCGCACAUUAGCGAGGUUCCAACUAAAAGCUCACCAUGCCAGCAGUUCCCGGAAGCGUGUACGGACAAAACCAGCAGCCGUCCUGUUUCGAUCGGAUGAAAACAGGAUUCACCAUCGGAUUCUGCGUGGGAAUGGCAAGCGGUGCGCUGUUUGGGGGAUUCUCCGCUUUGAGAUACGGAUUACGAGGACGUGAGCUGAUCAACAACGUCGGUAAAACUAUGAUUCAGGGCGGAGGCACAUUCGGCACCUUCAUGGCCAUCGGAACCGGAAUUAGAUGUUAGUCAAUGUUAGUUUAUAAGGCACUGUUGUCAGUUCAAAAUCGCGUUUUAGUAUGUGGAAUCAAAUAAAACCAAAUGAGUUACACGAAUGAAUGGCAACAGAAA